Molecule: messenger RNA, 1972 nt
Organism: Sarcophilus harrisii (Tasmanian devil)
Lineage: Eukaryota; Metazoa; Chordata; Mammalia; Dasyuromorphia; Dasyuridae
Product: zinc finger protein 829-like
Biological process (GO): regulation of transcription by RNA polymerase II
Molecular function (GO): DNA-binding transcription factor activity, RNA polymerase II-specific; RNA polymerase II cis-regulatory region sequence-specific DNA binding
Source: RefSeq, a predicted model, not a curated record
CGGGAAGCGGGGCCGGGCCCAGCCGAAGGCUGAGCCAGCUGCUGGGGUAGCACACAGAGAAGGGAGUCCACUGGGGGCGAAGAAAGCCCUGUCCAGCAUUACCCGGGUAAUCCCGGGGCUGCGCAUGCGCAGAAUUCCGGGGGCGGAGUCUGAGGCGGAGCCGCAUCCAAAGUCCCGCCCCUGCUCCUGACAGACCUUUCAGGACUCCUCCCUUCUGUGCAGACCGUCCUUCGGGAAGAAGUUCCUUGGGCCUGAGAUCUCCUCCCAGCAUUCAUCUGGGCCCGCCUCCUCCAGGAGGCUGGGGGGUCCCUCAGGGCCCUCUGGCCGCCUCCUAAUUAGUCCUCAGGGAAGUGUCGGCCUGAAGCCAGUUUCCUCUCCUGAGGGGAGGUGACCUCUCCUUGCGACCCUGCCCCCGUCCUGGGCUCCUACUCAUGCGCCUCCUUUGCCCCCCAGGAUCUCGGCUCCGCGGUGUCCCCGAGGAGGAGGCGAUGGCCCCGGGAGUGAUCGCCAGGGUUGGUCAGGAAUCAGUGACAUUCAAGGAUGUGGCUGUAGAAUUUACUUUGGAGGAGUGGAUACACUUGAACACAUCUCAGAAGAAGUUGUACAGAGAUGUGAUGCUGGAGAAUUAUAAGAACUUGGUCUCUUUGGGUUUUGCUGUUUCCAAACCAGAGGUGAUCUACAGAAUGGAAAGAAAGGAAGCAUCUUGGAUGCCAGAGACACAUAUUCCAAGAAGCAACGGUUCAGAGAGAAAGAAAUUUACUGGAGAAAAACCUUUUGAAUGUAAAGAAUGUGGGAAGGCCUUCUAUUUUAACUCAGAAUGUAAUCGACAUCAGAGAAUUCAUACUGGAGAGAAACCUUACAAAUGUAAUGAAUGUGGGAAAGCCUUCCGCCUUACUGUGCAACUUAAUGUACAUAAAAGAAUUCAUACUAGAGAGAAACAUUAUGAAUGUAAUGAAUGUGGGAAGAGCUUAAGUAGCAAUACAUCACUUAAGGCACAUAAGAAAAUUCAUACUGGAGAGAUGCCUUAUGAAUGUAAGGAGUGUGGGAAGGCCUUCAGACAGAGGAUACAGCUUAUUCAGCAUCAGACAAUUCAUACCGGAGAGAAGCCUUAUAAAUGUGAUGAAUGUGGGAAGAUCUUAAGUAGCAACACAUCACUUAAGGCACAUAAGAAAAUUCAUACUGGAGAGAUGCCUUAUGAAUGUAAGGAGUGUGGGAAGGCCUUCAGACAGAGGAUACAGCUUAUUCAGCACAAGACAAUUCAUACUGGAGAGAAGCCUUAUAAAUGUGAUGAAUGUGGGAAGAUCUUAAGUAGCAGUACAUCUCUUAAGGCACAUAAGAAAAUUCAUACUGGAGAGAUGCCUUAUGAAUGUAAGGAGUGUGGAAAGGCCUUCUAUUUCAACUCAGAACGCAAUCGACAUCAGAGAAUUCAUACUGGAGAGAAACCUUAUAAAUGUAAUGAAUGUGGGAAAGCCUUCCGCCUUACUGUACAACUUACUCGACAUAAAAGAAUUCAUACUGGAGAGAAACCUUAUGAAUGUAAUGAAUGUGGGAAAGCCUUCCUUCGGAAUUCAGAUUUUAUGCGAAUCAGAGUAUUCACACUGGAGAGAAACCUUAUGAAUGUAAUGAAUGUUGGAAGGCCUUCUGUCAUAUUGCUGAACUUACUCAACAUAAGAGGAUUCAUACUGGAGAAAAACCUUACAAAUGUAAGGAAUGUGGCAGGACCUUCAGACUCAAGACACAGCUUACUCAGCACCAGAGAAUUCAUACUGGAGAGAAGCCUUAUAAAUGUGAUGAAUGUGGGAAGGCCUUUAGACUGGGAAAACAAUUUAUUCAACAUCAGAGAAUACACACUGGAGAGAAGCCUUAUGAAUGUGAUCAUUGUGGAGAAGCCUUCAGACUGAGGCCACAGCUUACUCAGCAUCAGAAAUUUCAUCAUGGAGAAAAACCAUUUGUAUGUAAUGAUUGUGGGAAA